UCCCCCGGUGAGCUGACACAUUAGAGGAGGAAGACUGCAGACACUUGGAGCUUGUGCCUGCUUGCUGUAUCUCAUCUCCAGAUCCAACACAAACAAGCCGGGUGGAUUUAAAACAGCGGCAGGAGGAAGAGCAAGGAAACAAAAAAAAAGAGAUUGGAGAACAUCCACCCCAUGUGAGCAGGACAGCGUGGGGGGACAUUUAAAAAGAAAAGCCAAGACAAGAGGAGCCAUGGGAGUCUUAAAGGUGCUGCUGGGGACUUUACACUAUGUGGGACUGUGCGUGCAACUUGGCGUCUCCACCGGCAGCAGUAGACACACUGGACACGGACACAAGGAGAACCACAUCAUUCACAGUCACGCCAUGUUCACGGAGGUGCCUCACGAUGUGACCGCACACAGAGGUCAAGACGUGGAAAUGGCCUGCUCAUUCAGGGGAGCCGGGACCCCUUCCUACUCCCUAGAAAUCCAGUGGUGGUACAUCCGGAACCAUGUGGACUGGACAGACAGACAGCCAUGGAAAACCAAUGAGGUAGCUCCAGAGGAGGAGAUGCCAAAGGAUGCUACAAAGAUAAGUGUAGUGAAGGUCGUAGGAAGCAACAUCUCCCAUAAGCUCCGCCUCUCCCGGGUCAAGUCAUCCGACGAGGGCACCUACGAAUGCAGAGUCAUCGACUUCAGCGACGAGGAAGCGGGGGUGCGCCACCACCGCGUGCAAGCCUACCUCCAGGUGGUAGCAGAAAGCGACAUCAUCACCAGGAACCAAUACGACAACUUCCAGCUACUGGACGAUACCAAGAGAGAAUCGGGGUACGUGGAAGGGGAGUUCCAUAGCAACCCCAAAGGGCACGCUCACGCCAACCCCCAAAGCGAGAGCCGCCCCCAGGGGCAUAGCAAGCGACCUUCUUCCCCUGCCCCCCACCACGGUCAUGCUGGUAGCAGCGAUCAUCAUCAUCAUCAGCAAGCAGGCGGGGAGCAGAGGAAGAAGGAUGUGGACAGUAACCAUAGCAACAAUGACUGCUCCAAUGAGCCCAGCUGUGUGCUGUAGAGUAAUCUGAUUACAUCUGUGGCAUAAAAAAAAAUGGCAUAAAAGCCACACUUCCCACACAGUGCGGAACUUUUACAAUGUCAUAGAAAAGUAGAGCUCCAUGAUGGGAAUGUUGACUGUAGUACGUCAAUCACUAAAAAUGACCCAUUUCAUUCCAUUCAUGUCACAGUGCUUACUACACGACACAAACCUGCUUUCACAAUCAUACUUGACUUGACUGCAGAAGAAUUGGAACGCCCCCCAGUGGAGCGCAGACCUCUGCCAAGACCACAGAACAAAAUAGAUCAUUUUUUUUCACAACUGUAUAUGACAUUAGUGGUGGCCCCUGUAAGUUGUGCUCAUAUUGCUUUGGAAGGCAUGCUAGCAUGCUAUUAAGACAAGGUACCGUAUUUUCUGGACUAUAAGUCGCUCCGGAGUAUAAGUCGCAAAAUGCAAAAUUAGGUAGAAAAAAAACAUACAUAAGUCGCUUCGGAGUAUAAGUCUCAAAAUGCCAAAAAUGCAUAAUUAGGUAGAAAAAAAAUAACAUAAGUCGCUCCAAGGUAUAAGUCGCAAAAUGCCAGAAAUGCAUAAUUAGGUAGAAAAAAAACAUACAUAAGUCUCACUGGAGUAUGGGUCGCAAAAUGCCAAAAAUGCAUAAUUAGGUAGAAAAAAACAUACAUAAGUCGCUCUGGAGUAUAAGUCGCAAAAUGCAAAAAAUGCAUAAUUAGGUAGAAAAAAACUUACAUAAGUCACUCUGAAGUAUAAGUCUCAAAAUGCCAGAAAUGCAUAAUUAGGUAGAAAAAAAACAUACAUAAGUCACUCUGGAGUAUAAGUCUCAAAAUACCAAAAAUGCAUAAUUAGGUAGAAAAAAACGUACAUAAGUCGCUCUGGAGUAUAAGUUGCAAAAUGCCAAAAAUGCAUAAUUAGGUAGAAAAAAAACUUGCAUAAGUCACUCUGAUGUGUAAGUCUCAAAAUGCCAAAAAUGCAUAAUUAGGUAGAAAAAAACUUACAUAAGUCACUCUGAAGUAUAAGUUUCAAAAUACCAAAAAUACAUAAUUAGGUAGAAAAAAAACUUACAUAAGUCACUCUGGAGUAUAAGUUGCAAAAUGCCAAAAAUGCAUAAUUAGGUAGAAAAAACUUACAUAAGUCACUCUGAAGUAUAAGUCUCAAAAUGCCAGAAAUGCAUAAUUAGGUAGAAAAAAACUUACAUAAGUCACUCUGAAGUAUGAGUCUCAAAAUACCAAAAAUACAUAAUUAGGUAGAAAAAAACUUACAUAAGUCGAUCUGGAGUAUAAGUCGCAAAAUGCCAAGAAUGCAUAAUUAGGUAGAAAAAAACUUACAUAAGUCGCUCUGGAGUAUAAGUCGCAAAAUGCCAAAAAUGCAUAAUUAGCUAGAAAAAAACGUACAUAUGUCGCUUUGGAGUAUAAGUCGCAAAAUGACAAAAAUGCAUAAUUAGGUAGAAAAAAACGUACAUAAGUCGCUCCGGAGUAUAAGUCGCAAAAUGACAAAAAUGCAUAAUUAGGUAGAAAAAAACGUACAUAAGUCGCUCCGGAGUAUAAUUCGCAAAAUGCCAAAAAUGCAUAAUAAGGUAGAAAAAAACUUACAUAAGUCGCUCUGGAGUAUAAUUCGCAAAAUGCCAAAAAUGCAUAAUAAGGUAGAAAAAAACAUACAUAAGUCACAAAAUGGCAAAAAUGCAUACUUAGGUAGAAAAAAACACGCACGAAGUCGCACUGGAGUAUAAGUCGCAUUUUUUGCAGGUCAUUUAUUUUACAUAAGUUGCUCCGGAGUAUAAGUCGCAAAAUUCCAAAAAUGCAUAAUUAGGUAGAAAAAAACUUACAUAAGUCGCACUGGAGUAUAAGCUGCAUUUUUUGCGGUUAAUUUAUUUGACAAACUUGACCAAAACAGACAUUACGUCAUCUUGGAAGGCAAGUUCUAACAAUAAUAACAGAAUAUAGAACAGGCUGAAUAGGUGUAAGAUAUGCUAACACAAUGGUUAUUCAGCUACACAAAAAAUAAACAUAAACAGUUUUUUCAUUUUUAAGUCGCUCUGGAGUAUAAGUCGCAGGAACAGCCAACCUAUGAAAAAAAAAUGCUACUUAUAGUCCGGAAAAUACAGUAUUUUGCUUUGUGACGGCCAUGUUUUUAAACCAAAGUUGCUAAUUUUUUGCAGACGUUAGCUCGUGUAGUCAAGUUGUGUGAGAAAUUUCAAGUCAAUUUGACUUAAGGGGUUUAAAAAGAGCACCACCAUGUGGUGUAUUGGUCAGGAAAAAUAAAUAACACAAGUAAUAACACAAGCAACACGAUAGAAGUGGAUGUUUCGACAAAUGUUCACAUUUUGUUUACAGUGGUUCUACAUUUAUCAAAACUGCAAAAAAAAAAAUUGUGUUUUUAUUUUUUUUCCCUGUGUGCCACACCGGGUUUGGUUAUUUUAUUUUGCCUCAUCCUGUGCACGAAUAAUUAACCAAACCGACUUUUUAAUAUUGAUCAAGGAAGCGCCCGGUUGAGAUACUGCCGGAUUCAAGGAAGAUAGCUUAAAUAAGAAUAAUAAGACUCAUUCUUGGGCAUCUUUUUUUUAUUAAAAAAAAAUAUUUUUUUCUUUGAUAUUUACGCCAUCCUUGUACAAAGUUUCACGGGAAACGCUUAUGUAUUUUUUUGCAUAAUCUUACUAAUACAAAUACGGCGAUCAAAAGAAGCUUGACCUAUAAAGCAUAAUGUUUCAUAUUUGUCUUUUUUAAACUAUCAUAAGUAUAUAGUGCUUUUUUAUUUGGUGAAAUUUAACCUUUGGUGUUGAAAACAUUGAUGUAGUUUCAUCAAUUAAUACUGGGAAUACUAAUAAUCUUCUGCUGCUCAUCAAUCAUUAAGCCUCAAUUAAGCCUCUAAUCUACUUUGUAUAUACGACUUUAUGAUAUGAAAUAAAGUGAAUGCAUGUUCAGAAAUUUUCCUAAAAAACUUUUUCAACUAAAUGUAUACUAAGUAUGCUUUUUUUUGUUUUUUUGUUCAUGUCUGUCCUGCAUAUUUUUUUCCUCCAUUACCGUUUCCAUUGCUUUCCCAAAAGUGCUGUACAGACAGAUGAAUGAUUCUUAUCUAUCUUAGUAUUAUUGUAAUGACCUAAACGACCACAGUAUAUCUGACAUCAUACAUGAAAUUAUUUUCAGAGAUUCGGCUCUAUUUCAUCUUUGCUGCCAUUUUUGUGUGUGUGUGUAGCUUUCUAUUCCGAACAGGACUACUAGGAGGACACUGAAGAAGGAUUUGAUAUCAUGGCUAGUCCAGCAAAGUAGGGAAAGUGUACGUUUGUUCUAUAAAAGUUUGAUCUCAUGCUAAAGUGUAUGCCUUUAUCAAAUGAAAUAAAUUGCAUACAAA
Messenger RNA from Doryrhamphus excisus (bluestripe pipefish), 4381 nucleotides. It is a transcript of the gene vstm2la, whose product is annotated as V-set and transmembrane domain containing 2 like a. Lineage: Eukaryota; Metazoa; Chordata; Actinopteri; Syngnathiformes; Syngnathidae. The record is from RefSeq and is a predicted model, not a curated record. Gene Ontology annotation, cellular component: membrane.